CGUGGUUAAUACUAUUUGGUUUGUGUAUAUAGUUAAAUCCACUUUGUGGGGCGGGGGGCAAAAGCUUGUGAGAGGCCAUUUAUAUCUGUCAAUUACUAAAUUUAAAGCACUUCUUUUUGCUUUCCAAAACUUGUCUUGAUUUCAUUGAAUGCAAAACUAGCUAAGCCAUGCCACUCCAAGCUCCAUGUGAUCUGCAAAUCCAUGUAAAUGGUGAACAAACAUUCUUUCUGCACCAGAAAGUUCUUUCAAGUUUCUCUGGGAAGUUAAGGAAGAUAAUCAAACAAGAAAAGAAGAAAAUUCAGAUUAAGAAUUCAGGUAUUGAGAUUCUUGAUUUCCCAGGUGGGGUAGAAGGGUUUGAACUAAUUUCAAGAUUCUGUUACAACAAUGGCAGAAACAUUAAAAUCACUGUCUCAAAUGUUUGUCUCCUCAUUUGCUCUGCAAAAUUUCUUGAAAUGACAGAAAAGUGGUCAUCUUGCAAUUUAUUGUAUCAAGCUGAGAGCUUUUUUGAAGGAUUGUGCUAUUGGUCAUGGCAUGAUAUUCUGAAAUCCCUAAAAAGCUGUGAAUCUUUUUUUGAUUAUGCAAAUUCUUGUGGGCUGAUUCAAAAGCUUAUAAUUUCACUUUCUGGUACCCUUUUUGGUUCUUCAUCUUCAUCAGCUUCAACUUCUUCAUCUUCAGAACAUAUAAAGCUAUGUUCUUGGUGGUUUGAGGAAAUGACCAUUUUGUCCCCAAAGAUGAUAGAAGUGUUUCUAAGGACUGUAGGUGCUUUUGGUAGUGAAAAUAACAGCUUACUCCUUACAAGAUUCUUGCUUUAUUACUUAAAAACAUCAGCCCAUUUAAGAAAUCAGAACAAUAGUAGUAAUUGUCAAAAUCUGAUUUCAAGAACUGAGUAUGGUGGACUUGCUGACACUGCUGUUCAUGGUGUAGUUUUUAUGGGGAAAACAGCAUUUUCUUGCAGAAAUCUUUUUUGGGUAUUGCGAAUUGUAUCUGGUUUUGGGAUUAGUAAAGAAUGCAGGGGUUGUUUGGAGAAAUUGAUAGGUGGGAUGCUUGAUCAGGCAACACUAGAUGAUAUUCUUGUUUGUGGUCACAAUAUUAGUGGUGUUUAUGAUGUGAAUCUUGUGUUGAGAUUGAUUAGAGUUUUUGUUCAUCAUGAUGAUAAAGUUUCAAUAACAAAAUUGAGGAAUGUUUCAAGUUUGAUUGAUAAGUACUUGAAAGAGAUUGCUCCUGACCAAAGUCUUAAAAUAUCAAAGUUCCUUGGUGUUGCUGAGAGUCUACCAGACUAUGCAAGGGAUUGUUUUGAUGGGGUCUACAGAGCCAUUGAUAUCUAUCUUGAGUCUCAUCCAAUCCUGUCAUUAGAGGAAAGAUCAAGAUUAUGUAGAUGUCUUAACUAUGAGAAACUAAGCCUUGAAGCAUGCAAGGACUUAGCAAAGAAUCCAAGAAUUUCACCAAGAAUUGCUGUGAAGGCACUUGGAUCUCAGGGUAUUUCAACAACAAAAGACAAUAACAGACAAAUGGUUUUGUACAAGACAAACAAGAGUGAUUAUCACAGUUCAAGUACUACUAGUGAUCAACAGAGUACUUUGCAAGAAGAGGAACAUGAAUAUAUGAGGCUAAAUUUGCAAAAGAUGCAAUGGAGAGUUGUGGAGUUGGAGAAAAUAUGUAGAGAUAUGAAAGGCCAAAUGACUAAAAUGGUGAAGACAGAGACUCAUACUAGAGCUUUGCCUAGGCUUUGUAGAAGUCAGUACUUCUAAAAAUAGGAAAAGAAAGAGGACAUAUGUUGAUAAUUCACAUGUGUCGGUGGAGUGAUAAGUACUGUACUCAUUCGUCCUUAAUCAAAAAAUUUAGAUUUGAGUCCUUUGUAUGGAA
Molecule: messenger RNA, 1863 nt
Organism: Solanum dulcamara
Lineage: Eukaryota; Viridiplantae; Streptophyta; Magnoliopsida; Solanales; Solanaceae
Product: BTB/POZ domain-containing protein At3g19850-like
Exons: 3
Coding region: 168-1748 (526 amino acids)
Molecular function (GO): protein binding
Source: RefSeq, a predicted model, not a curated record